Sclerotinia sclerotiorum 1980 UF-70 is the source of this 159-nucleotide messenger RNA. RefSeq lists its product with no specific name. The transcript has a single exon. The record is from RefSeq and is a predicted model, not a curated record. NCBI's taxonomy places the organism in Eukaryota, Fungi, Ascomycota, Leotiomycetes, Helotiales, Sclerotiniaceae. The coding region runs from base 1 to 159 and encodes 52 amino acids.
AUGGCGAAUUUGGUCGCUUUCGCUAACGAUCCCUCCGAAGGGACCCUCCAAAAAAAGGGACCCAAGCAAAGAAAGUGUACAGAAUCAAAAAUCAAGGGACCCUCUACCGUUCAGCUCAAUAAUCUUAGUAAAAUGUGUAAAAUGUCGGUUGGAUGUUAA